Messenger RNA from Sitophilus oryzae (rice weevil), 6136 nucleotides. It is a transcript of the gene DNApol-theta, whose product is annotated as DNA polymerase theta. Lineage: Eukaryota; Metazoa; Arthropoda; Insecta; Coleoptera; Curculionidae. The record is from RefSeq and is a predicted model, not a curated record. Gene Ontology annotation, biological process: DNA-templated DNA replication; double-strand break repair via alternative nonhomologous end joining. The transcript has 6 exons. Gene Ontology annotation, molecular function: DNA-directed DNA polymerase activity; DNA binding; ATP binding. The coding region runs from base 155 to 5812 and encodes 1885 amino acids.
AAGAAGCAACGAUAAAUGAAAAUAGUCCAAAUCUCAUAAAAUACUUUAUGGUUCUUAUAUUAUUAACCAUGGGAAAGAAAAAAAUAAAUACAUACAUAAUUAAGAAACAAAAAUAUCAGUUCUAAAAACUAUAAAGUAGAACGAAACACGAAACAUGAACGAAUCAAAGCUAUGUAUGAAUGAUACAUUUGACAAUGUUUCAUUUGGUGAAUUAAGCUUGGAAGAUAAAAAGGUAAUUGUAACUAAAGCAAAUAAUGGGGAUGGUAAUUCCCAAAACGGGAAUAAACAGAGAAACAAAAAGCAGAAAAUUAGCGAUAGUAAAAGUACUGUUCUAACGAAUAAAUGUUACAAAAAGGAUGAUAAAAUUCUAGAUUGCUUAGUUCUAAGAUGUAAGUCUAAUAAUUUACAAUCAAAGUUAAGCAGCUCUCACCAAAUUGAAAAUAGUCAUAAGCAGGUCCAUAAAGAAACUGCUUUUAUAAUAUCAAAUACAGAUAAGAAUGAGGAUAAAGAAAAUAUUAAAACAAUUAACAAAUGCUCACCAACAAGUGCCCUAUUAAAACUUCCCGAAAAUAUAUACAAUUUAUCAUUUUGGGGUUUGCCUGAAGCCAUUCUUGAAAAAUAUAAAUCUAGAAGUAUUGAGAGAAUGUUUAAAUGGCAGGUUGAAUGUUUAUAUAAUAAUAAAGUUAUGAGUGAGAUGAAAAACUUAAUUUAUUCAGCUCCAACAUCUGCUGGCAAAACUCUGGUGGCAGAAAUACUAGGAUUAAAAACAAUUUUUGAAAGAAAUAAAAAGGUAAUUUUUAUAUUACCAUUUGUUUCAAUUGUUCGUGAAAAAAUGUAUUAUUUUAAAGAUCUUUUAGGAAGUAGUGGUUUAAGAGCAGAUGGAUUUAUGGGUUCUUAUAAUCCACCAGGAGGUAUUAACUCAAUUCAUAUGGCCAUUUGUACAAUUGAAAAGGCUAAUAAUCUUAUAAAUAAGUUUUUAGAGGAAAAUACAAUUUCAGAAAUUGGUGCAGUAAUAGUUGAUGAAAUGCAUCUACUGGGAGACCCUAGCAGGGGAUAUCUCCUAGAAUUAUUACUUACAAAAUUAAGAUAUAUUUGCUUAAAAAAUGAGAAUAUUAAAAUUCAACUUGUGGGUAUGUCAGCGACACUUCCAAAUCUAAGUGAUCUAGCCGAAUGGUUAAAUGCAGAUUUGUUUACUACAUCUUUCAGACCAGUACCCUUGCAUGAGCAAAUUAUUGUCUGUGGAGAUAUUUAUGAUAAAAACCUAAAACUAAUUCGAAAAUGUAGUCAACUACCAGAGUUAGAAAACGAUGGUGACCAUAUUAUCCAGUUAUGCUUAGAAACUGUUAAAUGUAAUUCCUCAGUAUUAAUCUUUUGUCCUAGUAAAAACUGGUGUGAAAAACUGGCACAACAAUUAGCAUUAGCAUUUUAUAAAAUUGGUAAUAUGGAAAAUAGCUAUGGAGAAAUUUUGAGAUCACAAAUGAAUAAAGAUCUUAUCCUUGAAGUUUUAGAACAAUUGAAAUACUGCCCUGUUGGGUUAGAUGAAAUUUUAUACCAGACAAUUUCAUUUGGUAUUGCAUUUCACCAUGCAGGUCUAACUUUAGAUGAAAGAGACAUAAUUGAAAGCGCAUUUAGGAAUGGGGCAGUAAGAAUUCUUAUAGCUACAUCCACUUUGUCAUCAGGAGUAAAUUUACCUGCUAGAAGGGUAUUAAUAAGAAGUCCUAAAUUCUUUGGUAAGCCUAUGGAUUCCUUAGUUUAUCAACAAAUGAUAGGGAGAGCUGGAAGAAUGGGCAAAGACACUAUAGGUGAAAGUUUCCUAAUUUGUCAAAAAAACGAGUUUAAUGUAGCAACAACGUUAGUGUCUGGGAAAAUUUCAGCUGUGCAGAGUUGUUUGGAAGGUGGAGGAAAACUAAAAAGAGCAAUUUUAGAAGUUAUAUCAAGUGGGGUGGCAACUUCUCCAUAUGAUAUUAAACUUUUCACUGAUUGUACUCUUCUCUCAAUUACUGAAUCAAAAAAAGAGAACCUGGAUAAUCCAAUACAUGAAGCAGUAGAAUUUUUGAUAAGGAAUGAAUUUAUUAAGAUGUACAAUUCUGAAGAUGGGACAGGAAAAUACACGGCUACAUCAUUAGGAAAGGCAUGUUUAUCUUCAUCAAUUGCCCCAGAUGAAGGACUAGCUCUAUUUACAGAAUUAGAAAAGGCUAGGCAGUGCUUUGUACUUGAAUCAGAACUCCAUUUAAUAUAUCUUGUGACACCAUACAGUGCAUGUAAUUCAUGGGAUAAAAUAGACUGGAUGUUUUAUUUAGAUCUAUGGGAUAAGUUACUUCCAGCAAUGAAAAAAGUUGGAGAACUUGUCGGUGUAAAAGAAUCUUAUAUUGUGAAUGCUACAAGAGGAAAAGUAGACAGUGGAAGCUCAAAAUCAUUUCACGAAUUAAUGGUACACAAACGAUUUUUUGUCGCGUUGGUUUUACAAGAUCUUGUCAAUGAAAUACCUCUCAAUGAAGUAUGUAGUAAAUAUAAUUGUAACAGGGGUAUGUUACAAUCCUUACAACAGUCAGCUGCCACUUUUGCAGGAAUGGUAACAGCAUUUAGUCGCAAACUUGGAUGGUCCACCAUUGAAUUGCUAGUUUCUCAAUUUCAAGAUAGGAUGCAGUUUGGCGUGAAUCGCGACUUGCUUGACUUAAUGAAGCUUCAUUAUCUUAAUGGUAAGAUUGCAAGAAUAUUAUAUAAUGGAGGUAUUCAAACGCUUAUAGAUUUGGCAAAUGCUGAAGAGCAGAUUAUUGAAAAUAUUUUCUUCAAAGCUGAACCAUUUGAGAGUUCUAAAAUAAGGGAUGGAGAGUCCAAUUAUGACAAUAAAAAACGGAAUAAAUUAAGAAAUGUGUGGAUAUCAGGAAAAGAAGGUCUUACUGAAAUGGAGGCUGCAAAAUUAUUAAUACAAGGAGCUAGAGAGUACUUACAAAUGGAAAUGGGGCUAAAAGAAGCUAAAUGGAAAACUCAGAAUGAUACUGAUAAUAACAUAGAACAAAUAUCGCAACUUUGUGUUUCUACAAAAAAUGAUAUGGAUGUUGAAUCCUCUACAGCAAAUGUUAAAAUUACUUUCGACAAUAAGAUGAAUUAUGUAGAAAACCAAGAAGAAGAAAAGAUGAAUAAUGUAGAAAAUUCUAAGUUUCUAUGUUCUGCAGAUGAACAUAAUAUCAGCGAUGUUGAACACAUGAACAAGAUGGAAACUUCAGAUAUUCCUGAUGAUUCUUUCAAUAUCUCAUCAUUUAAUUUCAGUACCUUAAAUGAAUCGCUUAAUGAAAUUGAUAAAAAAAAUAGUAAUAUUGAUAUAGAAACUCACCAUUCCCAAGAAAAUACAACAGAGGAAUGUAUAAGGAACAACAAUAAAACAUUUAAUUUUAGCCAAGAAAACAUAACAGAUACUUUGUUGGGCGUUAAUUUUACACAAAUUGAGAAAAACUUAACCCAGCACAAAAUAAGUGAUAAUGAGAUAUUGGGGAUUGAAUCCAGUGAAGCAAAAAUGGAUUUUUUGGAAUUUAAUUCAUCAUUUGAAAUGAAUAUUUCAAACUCCUCCAUUUUUAAAACAGAUCAAGUUUCUGGUAAUAGAUCUGAUAGUCCUGAAUGCAGUUUUUCUCUUCAGCUAACUGACGAGUCUUUCAAUAAACCACUGGAUGAUUUCUUUCACGUUUUUGAUGAAAAUGAAGAACGUCAUAUUAAACAAAGUUUUACUGAAACAAAAUUUAAAAAACAAGAAAAUACUGUUGAGAAUAAUAAUAUAGAUGAUUCAUUCUUGAAUUCAGAUGACUCAUUAUUAGAUGCUACACCUCCAAAGAAAUCAUUAAUCCUAGAUAAGCUAAGUACCCCUGGGAACAAGAUUUCUUUAGUGAAUUUUAAAGAUAUUAUUGAGCAAGUACCUAGCGUAUCGAAAGUUAAUAUUUUAUCUGUUACUGAUAACGACAACUUGUUAUCUGAAUUUUGUAAAGAUCUUCAACUACAAAAAGAAUUCUCUCUUUCUAUGAUUUGCCGUAAAAUAUCUGAGAGAAUAAUAAUUGGUGCAAAUAUAAUAUCCACUGUGAAUACUACCCAUGUAAAUCCUUUAAAAAAUGCUACAAAAACUGUCGGUAUAUCAUUUUAUUGGGGUGGUACCAAAGCUUAUUAUCUGGCCAUGGAUAACAAUGAAACUUGUCAUAAAAUUAAGAAAUUACUGAAACAUAUUUUUUCGCAAAAAGAUAUUAAUGUAAAAAUGUUUAAUAGCAAAGAACAAAUUAAGUUAUUAAAUAUUUGCUAUAAGAUAAGAUUAUGUUGUAAAAUUGAAGAUCCAAAAAUAGCAGACUGGCUUCUAGACCCUGACGGAAAGGAAAAAAGUCUUGAAACUAUGGUGCAUUCUUAUAAUGGAGCCUUGCUGAAAAUCUUACAAAUGACAGAUAACCCAAGUGAGUUGGGUAAUUUAUAUUGUCCAACUGAUGAUUGUGCAGUACCAAAAACGAGAGUUUCGGUAGAAGCGACAUUAACAUGGUACUUAGUUCAAUAUGCCAAGGAAAGACUCUCUAGACUAAUACCAUCAUUUAACUCCUCAGUUCAUUCAUCUUUUCCUUCAACCUAUGAAUUAGAAAUGAGAAUAGUUCCAUGUAUAGCAAACAUGGAACUUUCCGGAAUGACAGCUAGCAAAACCUCUUUGCAGAACGUGGCGGAUUUAUUAAAAAAUCAGCAGAAAGAUUUAGAAAAUAAAGCGUUCUCAUUGGCCGGUAGACGAUUCAGUUUUACAUCGUCUGUUGAGGUGGCGAAAGCCGUUGGUUUGUAUAGAGGGAAAAAAAUGAGCACGAAAAGACGAGUGCUGGAACAAAGCGAACAUCCCAUAGCGGACCUAGUUCUACAAUGGAGAAAAAUCAAUUUAACUAUUACGAAAAUGGUUAACAUACUGAUCUACUACUGUCACGAUGAUAAAAUUCACGGCAACUAUAUAAGUCAUACGGCAACAGGUCGAAUAACUAUGCACGAACCAAACAUUCAGAUGGUUAAUAAAGAUUUUACUGUUGAAAAUCCAAUAACCCAAGAGAAAACAAUAAUUAGUUGUCGUGGGGCAUUUAAUGCACCUGAAGGAUGCGUUUUAAUUUCUGCUGAUUAUUGCCAGUUGGAAUUGAGAAUUUUAACUUAUUUAUCCAAAGAUGAAUUAUUGAUGAAUGUGAUGAACGAACCGGGAGAUAUUUUUAAAUCAAUUGCUGCUCAGUGGAAUAAUAUUUCAGAGGAAGAGGUAACCGAUAAUCUGAGACAGCAAACAAAACAGUUAUGCUACGCCAUAAUUUACGGCAUGGGCGCCAAGUCUUUAUCCGGCCAGCUAGAUAUUUCUGAAGAGGAGGCCUUUCAUUUUAUGGAACGUUUCAAAGACACUUAUAUUGGCAUUAAACAUUUUAUUAAACAAACGAUAGAUUCUUGUAGAAAGCAUGGUUACGUAGAAACUAUCAUUGGCAGAAGAAGAUACCUCCCUCAUAUUAAUCAUAAGGAUUCGGCUAUGAAAAGUCAGGCUGAACGACAGGCUGUAAAUACAAAAGUUCAAGGAUCUGCCGCUGAUCUAGUAAAGAACGCAAUGGUUACUAUCGAAGACAAAUUAGACUUUUUAUUUAAAAAAUCGAAAUCUAGACCUGCAUUAACGCUUCACUUACACGACGAACUGAUUUAUGAAGUACCUGAGAAAUAUACCAGAAAGGUAGUUGAAAUUGUUAAAAAUGGGAUGGAACAUUCCACAAUCAAUUUUGGACACUUUCCAGUCAAAGUUAAGGUUGGAAAGAGUUGGGGUGAAUUAGAAGAAUAUGUUCUCUGAUGUGAUAUUUUUUAGUCAAUAAUUGUAAUUUUUGUCGCCUUUUUCAAUCAACUAAUUUUAUUGAUAUAUACAUAUAUUGAUUUUUUUUCAUGAAAGUGAUUUAUCAAUUUCUAUAUUUUUUUAGUAAGUAGGUAUCUGUAAUUUUAUGUCAUCUUUUUCAUUAGCGAAUUUUAUUUAUUUAUAUCUUGAUAUUUCUUUAGAUGAAAGUGUUUUAUCAAUUAAUAAAUUUUUUAGUCAUCAAUUGUAAUUUAUGUGUCUUUUUCGUUAAUUAAUUCUAUUGAUUUACAUCUUGAUAUUUUUUAGAAAGUGUUUUAUCAAUUUUUU